Molecule: messenger RNA, 1673 nt
Organism: Gymnodraco acuticeps
Lineage: Eukaryota; Metazoa; Chordata; Actinopteri; Perciformes; Bathydraconidae
Gene: plgrkt
Product: plasminogen receptor, C-terminal lysine transmembrane protein
Exons: 5
Coding region: 147-596 (149 amino acids)
Biological process (GO): positive regulation of plasminogen activation
Cellular component (GO): plasma membrane
Source: RefSeq, a predicted model, not a curated record
CAUGUUUGUUUAUUGUCACUGAUAGUUACAGGUAGACCAGAAGUUAGCAGUUUUUGAGUUCAUGCCCCACACUUUUUGUUUGUUGACAAUUCUCGUCACUCCUGUUUUUGUGACGAGUGUCAUUACUGUCUAGUUACAGCGCCACCAUGGGGUUUCUACUGUCUAAAUCCAUGGAUGCAAACUUUAAAAAGCAGCAAGAAUUUAUGCUCCACAAUGCACGGCUGCAGAUGGAACGUCAGAUGGUGAUGCAGAACCAGAUGAGAGAGAGACAGAUGGCGAUGCAGGUUGCCUGGUCCAGAGAGUUUCUCAAAUACUAUGGGACUUUCUUUGCGUUGGCUACAGUUGGACUAACUGUAAGUGCCAUUAAAAGAAGGAAGCCAUUCCUAUUGGCUCCCAUCGUUCCUCUGGGCUUCAUAAUGGCCUACCAGGUGGACAGUUCCUAUGGGACGCUUAUUUAUCGAGUGAGAGGGGAGGCUGAGAGUAUCAUGACGUCUGACCACGACCGCCUGGACUUGCCUCAUGGGACUCCAACCUUCGAAAGCAUAGAGAAAGCUCGCCGCGCUAGAAGCAGCCUCGCCUCCUUCCUGGAGAAAUGAGGUGUUGUUUAUUAAAACACAUCAUCCCCGUCCAGUCGAUGCAUUCACCAUUCUGCUUUAUGCUGCUUUGACAUUAUUGAGUCUAUGGUUUGCACUAAUUCUAUAUCAUGGACCUUGAUUCAAAUUAGUUUAAAUAAUAAAUAGUGUUGCUGUUGUUUUGUAGCUAUUGUUAUAAAAGAUGCAUGAGUUACCACAUACUGAAGCCAAACUAAAUACUUUGGGUUGUGUUACACUGUCAGUAUGCGGCAUAUCAUGGAAUACAUCUGUCAAAUUCAUGUUUGCAUCAAUUAAAGCACUGUAACAUCAAUAAUGUUUCCAUAUUCAAAGUCAGGCUCUAACUUUGGAAAGCUAUUGCCAAUUGAACCCUCAGAAGACAGACACAAAUGUUUAGAAUUAUUGUUAAAGAUGAAAUACUUAAUUUGAGUUUUCACACAAUUCCAGAAGAUAUUUAAACCAGCGCAGCUCUAUCUCAUUUUCAAAUUGCAUUAUGGAAAAGUCAGUUAGCAUGCUGGUCUGGUUUGCCUAUAUUUUGUCCUUUUUCCUAAAGAACAGCUUAGCCUCAGUUUGUUGUACGUAAUGUGCACCUGGCAAACAUCUUAAUAUGUUGUGUUUAAGCUUAGUUUAUUGUAUCGUACAUUAAAGGUGCAUUAAGUGAUGUUCGACCACUAGAGGGCAGAACAUACUUAUUAAGCUAUAGAAAUACAAUUUGGUUGAUUCAUUCAUUUGCCAGGACUGGAUAAUCAAAGUAGCUACAAAGAAUAAUCAACACUACCGACAUGCGUCCUGAUGAAGAUUAUUGUUACUUCACACUCUAUCACUAAAUGGUUUGUUCGUGGUUUCUGAAAAGUUGAUUUGCCGAUUUGGAAUUUAAUUGCAAAGAAGCUUUACACCAAAGCUUUAGUUGGCAUUGUUGCACCUGUAACUUGUAUUUGUAUGAUCACAACUGUAUUCAGUGGAUGUAAAAUAUAACACGGUGCUGAUAUUUAUGAAUUGUGCAUUUGCCAUAAUUUUAACUCAUGUAUGACAUCAUGGAAACUAUUUUUGGUAAUCAAAUAAAAAUAAAUAUUGCCAAGUCUU